AUGUCGGGCCGCAAACUCGGCGGCGGCCGGAUUCUAGGCAGCGGCAAGGGCCUGGCCCCGCCGCCGCCGCCAGGAGGUGCAACAACAGCAGCAGCACAUCACCAACUCCACCACGCCCACCAUGCCCCCCGAUCCGCGAGCCCGUUCGCGCCGUCCGACCGCCGCGCCGUGUCCCCCGGCUCCCGCAAUUCGACACCGACCUCAAUCUCGCCGUCCUCGUCCAGCCCCCUGCCCGAUUUCGCCCAGGACCUCACGUCCAAUGUCACUGUUGCCGGGCCAUCCGCCGGCGCCUCGCCCGGGAACAAGCUGGCUUGCCCGAUCUGCGAGGAGGAGAUGGUAACACUGCUGCAGCUGAACCGGCAUCUCGAUGACGUCCACCAGGAGCUGCCCGAGGCGGCGCAGGACGAGGUCAAGUCGUGGUUCGACAAGCAGGUCCUCAAGGCGAAACGCUUUCAGCCGCUGUCGCUGAUCAACCAGAAGCUGCGUGGCCUCGACGUGUUCGAGUCGAAUGAGACACCGGCCGUGGCGGUCGCCAGCGGCCCCGGCGCCCGGUCAUCAGCCGAGACGGUCGUCGACCCAGAGGAGCUCGUCACCCGAAAGCAUUGGCAGCGCCCGACCGGCAACGACACGUGCACCGACCCGCUGUGCGAGCGGAGGCUGGGGCCGCUCAGCGGCAGCGUCAACUGCCGGAAGUGCGGCCGCCUGUUCUGCGAGGAGCACACCAUGUACCAGAUGAAGCUGUCGCGGUCGGCCAACCACGAGCCCGUGCGGGGCGUGUGGUGCCGCGUGUGCGAGACGUGCUACAAGUCGAGGGAGGGCUAUAACGACCACGCCGGCCUGUCCCGGGACCACACGAACGAGUUCGCGGCCACGCGGGCGAAGAAGGUGGAGCGACAGCGACUGGAGGUGCAGCGGCUGGAAAAGAGGCUAACGAAGCUGACGCGGCUGCUGGUGGAGGCGGCGCCGCCGGAGUCGGGGGCCAACUCGGCGCUGCUGUCGCCGCUCGCGGGGCAGCGGGCUCAGAGGAAGAUGCUCGAGCAGUCGGUCGUGACGUGGGAAGACGACGCCUCGGUCGCUAGAUGUCCGUUCUGCAAGCAGGAGUUCCGGCCCUGGACCUUCCGGCGCCAUCACUGCAGGAUAUGCGGCCGCGUCGUGUGCGCCGACCCGGAAACCGGGUGUUCAAGCGAGGUAGGCUUGAACGUAGCAAACCCGAACGCGGUCCCCUCUGCUACCGAGAAGCCCGCGCUGCCGGCCGACGGGCAUGUCAGCAUCGAUGUGCGCAUGUGCUGCGAGUGCAAAACCACCCUCUUCUCGCACCGGGACUUCGCCGAGACCAUCAGGCACCGGCCGCCAGACCAGCGCGCCUACGAGACCCUCCGGCAGUUCGAGCGCGGCAUCCAGAUGCUGCUGCCAUCGUUCCACAAAUCGCUGCAGGCGCUGCAGCCGCCAGACGAAGACGCGCCCGACAGGCCGCCGCCGACGCACGCGCAGAUCCAGGAGGCGGCCAAGACGCGCAAGCGGCUGACCGACGCGUUUGCCAAGUACGACCUCGCGGCGAGGCGCAUCCGCGACAUGAAGACGGACAGCCCGACGCAGCUGCGGCUGCAGAAAGCCAUCUACGCGGCGGCCUCGGCCUUCCUGCACGCCAACCUCAUCCCGUUCAAGAGCGUGCCCGCGAUGCUCAAGUCGCACAGCAGCAGCAGCAGCAGCAGCUCGUCGGGCGGCGGCCACCGGCGGCUGCUGGCGGGCGGCACGGCGUCGCCGCUGCGCAACGGCGAGUCGGUGGCGGGCCUCGACGCCGAGACGGCCAGCCUGGGCGGCGCCAGCGAGGUCAGCAGCUCGGCGGCGGCGGCGGCGCUCGAGACGGAAGAGCGCGAGGCGCGGGAGCGGCUGGUCGUCCUGGAGGAGCAGCGCUUCAUGGUGCACGAGAUGCUCGGCCGCGCGCGGGCCGCGCGCCGGUUCGAGGAGGUCAGCGCGCUCGCGCGCAACCUCGAGGAGCUCGACCGCGAGAUCGAGGCGUCCCGGCGGCUGGUGGCCGGCGUCGAGGAGCGCUGGGAGGGGCUCUAUGCGGGCGCAGCCUGA
Molecule: messenger RNA, 2082 nt
Organism: Thermothielavioides terrestris NRRL 8126
Lineage: Eukaryota; Fungi; Ascomycota; Sordariomycetes; Sordariales; Chaetomiaceae
Exons: 3
Coding region: 1-2082 (693 amino acids)
Biological process (GO): DNA repair
Molecular function (GO): metal ion binding; DNA binding
Source: RefSeq, a predicted model, not a curated record